AUGAAGUUCUCCGCUGCCAUCGCCGUAGCCUUCGCUACCCUCUUCACGAGCGUCUACUCGGCGCCCACCAAGGACAUCGAGGUCCGCGCUCCUGAGGCCAUCGACUCCGCUGCCGCCGCCGUCGACGACAUCGACAAGCGCCAAGUCGGCAUCUCGGUGACGGCGCAGAUAACCAUCGUCGUCGUGCUGCGGGGCACGCUGGACCAGGUGCGCGUGCACACGGGCAACAUCAACAACACGCUCAGCACCAUCAACAACGACUCGAACUGGGUCGUCCGCAACAACGCCAUCAUGGCCGUGCGCUCCGAGCUCACCACCAUCGGCAGCAUCCUGGCCGGCGCCACCUCGCAGAUCGGCACCCUCGGCGGCAACCUCGGUGGUGACUUGAACGCCGUCGCCUAUGUUGGCCUUGCUAUUGCGUAUGAGGUCAUUUACACCAUUCAGUUUGCUGUUAACAGGCUCGGUGCUGGCGUCAUCGUUGUUCUCGGCAUAAUCAUCAACAACCUCAUGAGCGUCCUUGCUGGCCUGAUCUUGGCCAUCGACAUCGUGGCUCGCGGCUCGCUCCAGAUCGUCUGGGGCUCGCUGAGCGCCGUGGUGCCGCGCCUCCUGCCGGCCAUGGGCUCCAUUGUCCUGGGUCUUGGAUACCUCCUCGGCUUCUAG
This is a messenger RNA of Lasiodiplodia theobromae, 660 nucleotides long. RefSeq lists its product as uncharacterized. The record is from RefSeq and is a predicted model, not a curated record. NCBI's taxonomy places the organism in Eukaryota, Fungi, Ascomycota, Dothideomycetes, Botryosphaeriales, Botryosphaeriaceae. The transcript is spliced from 2 exons. The coding region runs from base 1 to 660 and encodes 219 amino acids.